ACAUUCUUCCUGUUUUAACAAUGUGAAUUUUAGCUGAUAAGGAGAGUAGCUGCUCACAAGUUGUUUUUCUGUAGCUUUCCUGACCAUUUAUCUCUAAAGCAGUAAGAAAGAAUUUUGUAUUGAAAUGCGCCAGCCUUGAAUAAGGGACAACAUGAAAUGUAAAGAAUCUAUCUAGUUUUUGGGGCAUUUUGCUUUUACAUUCCUGGAAAACUUCAAGAGAUUCUCCAGCCUCUUUGUCAGAAUGUCCUAUCUUUGUGCCGGGGGUUUGGUCCUCCUUGCUCUGGCAGGCUUGUUGUCUCUGUCUGAGGCCGAUGUCGGGGACUUCUUCCCAUGUCUGAAUUUUUUCUACAGGUCAUGGCCCCCCAAAGGUCUGUCAGGGACACCUAUCUGUCAACGCUAUGAGAACCAAUACCGUUUUGCCUCGCUGUACAGACGCCAGAGACGCUCGCCGAUAUUCUCUGCCUACAUAUAUAGCCAGCCUGAAGGAAAGAGACCCUCAUCACAAUGGAAGUUUGAACCACAGUUAGCCAAUGCCACAGAAGACGGCAACAUGGCUCCCUUCCCGCCAGGGGUUCUGAAUCCGAACAUUGUGAACAGCCAGGCCGUCCAGCUGGACUAUAUCAACUCCUCGUACACGCGUGGGCACCUCAACCCCAGCCUUCACCAUCGAACCCACGAGGACCGCGUGUCAACAUUCACCCUGACCAAUGUGGUUCCUCAGAAGUUCGGUUCCAACAACGGGCCCUGGGAGAUACUGGAAGACAUGGUCAACCACUCUCUAGGAUCCUACUGCCUCGGCGAGGCCUACGUGGUGACAGGGGUUAUCCCCUAUCAGGACGACAAGCACUGGAUCAAGGGUCAUCGCGUGGCCGUGCCUGAGUAUCUGUGGUCAGCCUACUGCUGCCCUAAGUACAAUGAAAGUCUUCUUAACAAGUUUAAUCUCAGUGAGUUUUUUCCCACUUACGCUGCUAUUGGACGAAAUGAUCGUAACAGCACAGAGGAGAUUGUGCCCAUUGACAAGAGUAGUCAGAAAAAGUUCUGGGGAUACGAUGUGAGGCGCAUGCCACUGGAUACAUUAGAGAUGUACCUGAAGCAGCGAUUUGGCACUGUCAUCAAUGUCUUCUAUGAAAACUGCUCUGGUUUACGAUGAUCCUACAUACAAUAUCCAUGUCUAAUAAUGUAUUUUAACAGGGUGUAUUGGUAAGGAUCAUCUGUGUACAUACAGAUUUAGUGUAUUUUCAAUUAUAAUUUAGCACUAAUUUUACAAGUAUAUUCAAAAAAUCUGCUUUUGACACUGUUUGGGAUGCAAUAAGAGAAAUGAUGUUCAUGUGAGCAUUGUGUUUGCUGGGAUUAUUUCAUUUAGCCAACAACCUAAACAUUUGUUUUUGUUUUGGCUUGAGUUAUUUAGAGUAGAGGGUUAUGCAAACCCUUUUAGUUUUGCUAGCUACACUACCAUUCAAAAGUUUGGGAUCACUCAAAUAUGUCCUUGUUUUCAAAAUAAAAUCCUUUUUUUGUCCAUUAAUUUAACAUCAAAUUGAUCAGAAACACAGUGUAGACAUUGUUGAUGUUGUAAAUGACUAUUGUAGCUGGAAACGGCGUAUUAUCAAUGGAAUAUCUACCUAGGCGUGCAGAGGCCCAUUACUAUGUGAUGUUAAAAAAUUAUAUCAGGUGUUAUUGCAUAUGUUGACAUAACAGUUUUUACAUUCCUUCUUAGUCGUGUGCCAUGUCAUAAGAAUUUCAUUGACCAGAAUGAUGCUAUGUUAUUUGGUGCAUUUGAUGAAUAAAAUACUUUAGUCAUGUGUAA
Molecule: messenger RNA, 1804 nt
Organism: Esox lucius (northern pike)
Lineage: Eukaryota; Metazoa; Chordata; Actinopteri; Esociformes; Esocidae
Product: endonuclease domain-containing 1 protein
Exons: 2
Coding region: 242-1150 (302 amino acids)
Molecular function (GO): hydrolase activity; metal ion binding; nucleic acid binding
Source: RefSeq, a predicted model, not a curated record